Molecule: messenger RNA, 1806 nt
Organism: Lottia gigantea (owl limpet)
Lineage: Eukaryota; Metazoa; Mollusca; Gastropoda; Lottiidae
Exons: 1
Coding region: 1-1806 (601 amino acids)
Cellular component (GO): membrane
Molecular function (GO): glutamate-gated receptor activity
Source: RefSeq, a predicted model, not a curated record
AUGGAUUCAAAUGUAUCAACUGCCACUUUUCAGUUUGCGGUAAAUGCCCAAAAUUUUGUUGAUCCCGUCAGCAAUUGCCGGGAAAGUCUUGUGGAAUUUGCAGUAAAUGUUUAUCACGAUUGCAAUGUGAAUAGCGUCAUUAUUGUUGGAGAUGCAGAACUUUCAGAAUCCAGUUUUCAGCUUUCAGACGGAAACCUCUUUAUAAUAGAUUACGUUUUUAAAAAUGCUGAAAAUUGUUCCGGGAAUUACAAUAUUUUAUAUGAAGUUUUUAAUGAUGUAUACCAUGGCAGAGAAGAACUAAAUGUGUUGAUAGUGCUUGGAAAUACUCAGGGAAUUGAUCUCAGGGUUAUGAGGUGUCUCAUUCAAGGGACAGAACACGUGUUUCAGAUCAGGACUCGAUGGAUGGUGGUGUCGGCAAAUAUUAAAAUAUUAAACACUCUAUUGGAAGCAGGACAGUUAAACGUCUUACCUAACUUAUCAGUUGUGACAAGAACUACCGAUGCUUGCAUUCCGAAGAUAUUCACCAAAGUUGAACACCCAUAUCAAACGACUUUUGACGAAGUUUCCAAUGGUGAAUUGUCAAUCGACAAAGUCUUUCCAAACUUUAAAUACAGAAUGAAUGGCAGACAUUUGAAUGUGUCGACAAUUUCACAACCCAACCCUUUACAACUGCCUUUCCAGCUAUUGCAGGUUAUAAGUCGUUAUUUGAAUUUCUCUUAUACUUUAACUGAACCCCGAGACUUGACGUACGGAGCUAUAGUAAACGGCUCAUGGCGAGGGAUGGUGGGCCAAUUAGUCAAGAAAGAAGCUUCGUUAGUCUUUGCUCGACUGACAGAAAACCUAGAAAGGCAAAAAGUCGUUGACUUCAUUUAUCCUAACUUAGAAAUAGCCAAAACUGGGAUUGUUUUUAGAAAAGAGAGAGAAGAGCCGUCAUGGCUUUUGUUUUGGAGACCGUUUGGAACUGAGGUUUAUCUAGGUAUUGUUACAAGUUAUGUUUGUAUAUCUAUUCUGUUAAUAGUAUCCACUGGGUUCUUUACGAAAGGCGUGUCUCUAUGUAAUACCGUUUUGGAUAUACUUCUAUUCACGGCUGGUUGUUUGUUCCUGGAAGGAGGGCAUGUUCACUUUAAGAAUAAUUCAAAGAUGCUGAUUUGGGCGUCUUGGUGGUUAUUUUGUGUAGUAAUGGGAGGAUUGUAUACAGCAAUGCUAACGAAGGUCUUCAUCCCGAAGGAGACCAAGCCCUUCAAUGGAAUCUCGCAGUUGUUAGACCGAACGGAUUGGAAGUACGGUACCAUGGAUCAGAGCUUCCAUACGGACAUGAUGAUCAAUUCCAAGAACAAGCAGCUGAAAGAUUUAUGGACCAAUAUGAUGAGAAUUCGUGAGUCGAACCCAAACAUUCUGUCUCCCGAUUUGAACAUACAGACUAAGCUCGUCCUAUCUGGAAAAUACGCCUUUUUAAACGGUGCGGUGGAUAACUAUUUAUCAUUCUUAAAAAAUUGUGAUUUGGAUUUUAUCAAAUUCAAAGAGUUUCCCGAUUCAUUUCAUUCUCUAGCAGUAGCUAAAGGAUCUAUUCUGAAAAUUGAUAUGGAAGACGCCAUGAGACGGCUGAAGUAUAGCGGUAUAUAUGACCAUAUAACGCAUGAAGGAGAUCUUUCUAGAAUAUGCAAGUUCGACAACUCUGUGAAACCUUUGUCUAUGAGCGAUGUAAAGGGGUUACUGUUACCAUUAGUUAUUGGUAUAUUAGCCGCAGCUCUUGUUCUUAUUCUGGAAAAGGCAUGCGCAUUUUGUUUAGAUUUGAUAAGAAGUUGA